Messenger RNA from Ambispora leptoticha, 243 nucleotides. Lineage: Eukaryota; Fungi; Glomeromycota; Glomeromycetes; Archaeosporales; Ambisporaceae. The record is from the annotation of a GenBank genome assembly.
AUGACACCAAGAGGUUCACCGGAAAACACAACAAAGCAUAUCUCACAUUUGAGCCCGGUUACCGAACCUUCCAACGAGGAUAUCUGGGUGUAUAACUCGCAUUACUCGCCAAAGAAUUCAUUCAUCUAUCUUUUUUCGAAUACUAGUGGUAAUAAUAAAGAAUAUAAACCACACUGGAUUUACCCUUUUUGUUUUCCAUUGUCUGAUGAUCUUCCUGCGUUAAUGGAACUAACGGAACAGUGA